AUGAAAGCUCAGCCGAUGCCGCCGCCGCUCGAGCGCGCGGAGAUGGCGUCGUACUUAUUCGAAAAGCACCUGCACCACCAGGACGGCGUGGCCGGGACGCUCAGCAUCCGUCUCGUCGCUGCGCGUAACCUCCACGCUGCCGCGUCCAUGUUCUGGGUGCGCCCGUGCAGUCCCUACGUGAUCUUCCGCGUGGGCAGACAGAGCGUCCGCAGCUCGACGAUCCCGCGCAACUCGAAUCCCUCGUGGCGUCGGGAGCUGCUGGAGGUGAAGGUGCCGAAACUGGACGUGAAGCGGCAGCUGCUCAAGGAGCACUCGGACGUGCGACUGGAGCUCAUUGUCGACGUGAUGAACGAGGACUCGCUUACAGGCAAAGCGACGGAAGCGGUGGGGAUCGUUAAUGGCUCUGUCAUUGGCACUGCACUCGCGGACGUGACGCCGCUGGUGGAAGGCAAGGAAGACGUGCUGGACCAGUGGAUUCCGCUCAGUGGAGCGCUGUCGGUAGCAGGCAGUGGCUAUAGCCCUAAGGGUGGCAAGAAACAGCACCCGGAAGCGGAGCUGAACUUGGGUGAAGUGCGCGUUGUGUUGCAGUAUGAACCACAUGGAAUGGAGCCACUUGUAGGUGAUGUCGUCAAGAUGGAAGGCUUUGGCUCGUAUCCCUCGGCUGUGCUUGGGCCUGUGGAAGAGCUGGAGCUUCACGUGAAAAAAACAAGUGGCAGCUAUUUACUGUGCAGCUACGCCACUCCGUCGGGAUAUGACGCGACGCUGCGUGUGCACCGCAACACGGUGUUUGUUGCACAUCGCGGUAGCAUGUUUGACCGCUUCUACGAGAUGUGUGUGGUCGAGCCGCUGGAGUUUGCAGCGAACACGCCCAUCGGCCAGUCAGCCAAGGAAAUGCUGCGGCCGUAUAUGAAUGUCGCUCGUGCGUUUAGUGGCCCGGCAUUGGUUGCUACGAAAGCAACGAUCAUGACGACGUAUCGUGCGUCUACUGCUGCGAUUGGUGCUGUGGUGGCAUCUUUGGACGAAUAA
Molecule: messenger RNA, 1026 nt
Organism: Peronospora matthiolae
Lineage: Eukaryota; Oomycota; Peronosporomycetes; Peronosporales; Peronosporaceae
Source: the annotation of a GenBank genome assembly